Clarias gariepinus (North African catfish) is the source of this 1901-nucleotide messenger RNA. RefSeq names its product serpin peptidase inhibitor, clade E (nexin, plasminogen activator inhibitor type 1), member 1 (gene serpine1). The transcript has 9 exons. Bases 45 to 1298 code for a protein of 417 amino acids. Lineage: Eukaryota; Metazoa; Chordata; Actinopteri; Siluriformes; Clariidae. Gene Ontology annotation, biological process: negative regulation of plasminogen activation; negative regulation of endopeptidase activity; negative regulation of vascular wound healing. The record is from RefSeq and is a predicted model, not a curated record. Gene Ontology annotation, molecular function: serine-type endopeptidase inhibitor activity.
UUUGAGUCCUUUAAAUACGCCAGAUAUUUGCUGAGACUCAGCUCAUGUCUGCCAGGCAAAUCCAGAAGACAGUCUGCAAGAUUAGUUCACUGAAGACACCUACAAGGCUUACUUUAAGGAUGCAGAGCCUAUGUGUACUAUUGAUCGUCGCCUUUUGUGGGCCAGCUCUGGGUAAUCGCCUGCAGGAGCAGCAGACAGAUUUUGGACUCCGUGUUUUUUCAAAAGCUGCCCAAGCCCAUCCACAUCAAAAUCUCCUUCUGUCUCCAUAUGGUCUCUCCUCCAUGCUGGGGAUGGCUCAGCUGGGAGCCAACGGUAUCACUUUAAAGACUCUCAAACGACGCAUGGGCUACUCUCUGAAAGAUCAUGGAAUGUCACAUCAACAAAGGCUUCUUCAGAGAGACCUGGCAAGUGAAGAAGGAGUGGAAGUGGCAAGUGGCAUAAUGGUGGGCAGGAAGGUAAUCUUGGAAAAAGACUUCAGACGUAGCCUAUUAAAGGCUUUUCAGAGUGUGCCACACCAGGUGGACUUCAGCAAUCCUGAAACAGCCGUGGAUGUCAUCAACUCCUGGAUGUCAGACAACACUGGAGGCAUGAUCCCAAAUUUCCUACAGUCUGGAGCAUUAAGUGACCAGACACGAUUGGUGCUGUUGAAUGGUCUUCACUUCCAUGGGCUUUGGAAGAACCCCUUUGACCCUAAACUGACUGCAGAGGCAACCUUUCACGUAGCUAACGGCAGUACAGUGUCAGUGCCAAUGAUGAGAUCAACGCAAAAGUUCAACUACGGUGAUUUUAUUACAAAGGAGGGCAUUGAAUAUGAUGUUAUUGAGGUGCCAUAUGAUGGAGACUCAAUGAGCAUGCUCAUCAUAUCAUCUUUCGAGAAGGAUGUACCUCUUUCCGCCCUAACCAACGAGCUAAGCAGUAACAAAAUCCAGGAAUGGAGGAAGCAGUUGAGGAAAGUUUCUCGAGAGUUGAUGAUUCCCAGAUUUUCCUUAGACGUAGAAGUUGAUCUGAAGUCAGCACUAAGAAAACUGGGUCUUGGCAACAUCUUCAGUCAAUCUAAGGCUGAUUUCUCCCAUAUGACUUCUGAAGAGCCAUUGUAUGUAUCUAAGGUCUUACAAAGAGUAAAGAUUGAGGUUAAUGAAGAGGGAACCAAAGGAUCUUCUGCUGGAGGUAUCAUCAUCUACUCUCGCAUGGCCAUACCGGAGCACAUUUUAAAUCGUCCAUUCCUGUUUCUCAUACAACACAAGCCAACAGAUGCUGUGCUAUUCAUUGGUCAAGUAAACCAACCUCAGGAUCAUUAGCAAUCCCAUAAGCACUAAGAAGAUUACUGUCACUGUCUUCUAACAAAUUACUACUGAGUCAGUGCAGGUUUGGAAACAAGAUAAAGUAGCAAAAAUGCAACCCAGAGACCCCACUAAAAAGUGCACUUUGAAAUGUUAACCUCAACAAAUGGGUUAAUAAGAUGAGUAUUUUGAAAUUAAUUAAUUUGUUUGAUUAAAAAGCCUCACUGCAUUAACUGGAAAUAAUUUAUCAUUAAGGAUUUUAUUGCGCAAUGUGUGUGGGGGGGAUGGCACUGUAAAAAUUAUUUGUAAAUGAAGGAUGAGGCAAAUGUUACUAUUGUUGUAGGACUAUAUGGGCAAUUUUUUAAAGGCUUUUAUAAAGAUUAUGACUUUAAAAGAAGUAUUUUGAAACAGUAGUUUUAAACCUGCAAGAACAUGAUGUCUAAAAUUUGCUAAAAUGUUUUGCUAUCAUGAUGUUUAUUUUACAUAUUAUAUUCAAUGCAAAUUGUAUUUUUUUAAAAACCUGUAUUUAUUUAUAUGUGAAAACUUUUAUAUGUGUGAAAAUGACAUAUUUGUACAUUGAGAGUUAUUAUUAAAAUGUAAUAAACAUACUUUUUAAUGAAA